This is a messenger RNA of Helianthus annuus (common sunflower), 5010 nucleotides long. RefSeq lists its product as uncharacterized. The transcript is spliced from 4 exons. Lineage: Eukaryota; Viridiplantae; Streptophyta; Magnoliopsida; Asterales; Asteraceae. The coding region runs from base 1 to 5010 and encodes 1669 amino acids. The record is from RefSeq and is a predicted model, not a curated record.
AUGGAUGGUCGUCAUAAAUCUGGUGACACUGCCGCUAGUGUCAUGCAUGAUCGGGGUAAGCCGCCUAACUUGCCUAAGGAUAUUUCCGAUAAAUCGUUGAACUUCGAUGGAGCUGAUUACUUGAAUGAGCCUGUGGUGGAGGAGAUGUCUACACCUGGUACAACACCAAUUCGUGGGAUCGGAUUACGUGUAACUAAUAUUGAAGGUAACCCGCUGCUUCCGAGAAGAGGUAUAUAUUCUACGACGAAUACUUUGAUAUUGGAUGGUUUAAUGAGUAUUUCAACACCGGUGGACAACUUGUUCGCUGCUGGAGAGUCGUCGUCGAUGGCUAAUAAGGGUGAUAAGGCUGGUAAGGGGAUAGAGUCUAUGCAGGGUUCGGAUUCUAAUCAGAAUGGUGGGGAAAAGGGUGCGAAUAUGAUGUCAUAUGCUGAGUCGGUUUUGGCGUCCAAGUCAAGGAAAAUUAAUUUUAGAAAUCUAGCCAGCCCAGUUAUGCAUGAGGGAUGUGACGUUGUUCUUCCUCGGGAAUCUGUUCGUGCAGUGCAGCAUAAGUUAGCUAACACUUUAUAUGGUUAUUUCUUGGGAGACCGAGUGGCGUUCCCGGUUGUGGAGUAUUUUUUCUCCAACGAAACUGGCAUGCUGGAUGCGUUAAAAGGAGGCCCGUGGAUCAUCCGGUCUCAACCGUUGUUUCUUUGUGAAUGGAGUCCGACUGUUAAGUUGGAGAAAAAGGAGGUUAAAAAGGUUCAGGUAUGGGUUAAAAUUCAUGACAUCCCAAUUGCGGCGUAUACAGAAGAUGGGCUGAGUAUGAUUGCCACAACAAUUGGUGAACCGAAACUUCUGGAUUCGUAUACUACUUCCAUGUGUAUGGACAUGUGGGGCCGAAGUAGUUAUGCUAGAGCUUUAAUCGAGGUGUCUGCUGAUAAUGAGUUACGUGAGGAAAUCACUUUGGCCAUUCCUGAACUUGAGGGGGAGGGUUUCGUCAAAGAAACUAUGUAUGUUGAAUAUGAAUGGUUCCCGAGUAGGUGUUCUAAAUGCUGUGUUUUUGGCCACUCGCUUGAUAAUUGUCCUCAAACCCCUAAAAAACCUGCCAAUGUUAAGAAGCCUGCUAAUGUUAAGAGGGGGGAGCAGAACGAUAAGGGUCAAGUGCAUGAGAAUCGCUAUGCUAAGAAGUAUCCGGUUGUUGAUGAAGAUGGGUACCAAGGGGUUCCAACUAGGAAAGUUGCUCGCAAACAGGGUUUCCAAGUUAAUAAACAAAAACAGAAAUUUGAAUAUAGACCGGUGACUGCAAAACCGAAUGGGGAGGUGAAAAAGGAUGCUUCUUCGAGAGCUACGGAUGUAAGGUCGAGUAAUCCGUUUGAUGUUCUUAACGAAGUGGAAGAUGUUGCAGGAACUAGUGGCACAAAGCCGGGGGUAAACAAUGAUGAGUCCGAUGAAGAUGAGGUGAUUGAGAAUGAUGUUGAUAUGGACGGGUUUUUAAAGGAGGGUACUCGUAAGACUAUAAGUAAAGGGGCAAGCACUCCUUCUCCGACAGUUAAUGAUGAAUCUCAUGUGGAUGUUGGUAAUUUGGGUAAGGUGUGCAAGUCAGUUUUUCGUUCGUGGGAGUGGACUUCAAACGGUGGUUGUUGUGACAAAGGCACGAGAAUUAUCAUUGGAUGGAACCCGGAUGUUUUUGAUGUCAUGAUUUUGUCUCAAUCUCCUCAGGUUAUGCAUCUUCAGCUUGUGUUUAAAUUGGAUAAAAGAAUGAUUUUUUGUUCUAUUAUCUAUGCUGCUAAUUAUUAUGUUGCCCGUAAAGAGUUGUGGCAUAAUCUCUCAGUGCAUAAAGCCCUUGUCAAUGAUAAACCUUGGUGCAUUAUGGGUGAUUUCAACUCGGAUCUUAACAUUGAAGAAAACUCUAUGGGAACGUCAUCGAUUUCUAUUGGUAUGAGAGAUUUUCAGGAAUGUGUGGAUAAUAUUGAGGUUGUUGAUAUCAACCGAAUGGGGAUCCAUUUUACAUGGACUCAAAAACCAAAGAAUGGGGUAGGUUUACUAAAGAAGCUUGAUCGAGUGAUGGGAAAUACAACGUUUAUAGCGGAUUUCCCUAAUUCAGUUGCCAUGUUCAAGCCGUAUAGGUUAUCGGAUCACUGCCCGUGCAUUCUAUCCUUCCCGGAUGCUGGUAUGUUGAAGCCUAGGUCGUUCAAGUUUGCUAAUUUUCUGGUUUUUAAACCUGAGUUUUCUGAUAUUGUUAAAGAUAAAUGGGAGACGUCUGUGAAUGGUGUUCAUCAAUUUAGGGUGGUAAAAAAACUCCGGCUUCUGAAACACCCGUUGCGCUCCUUGCUUUUCAAGCAAGGCAAUCUGCAUAAAAAAGUUGAAAAGCUGCGUGUGGAGCUGGAUUCUAUUCAGCUGCUUAUUGAUCGGGAUCCAACGAAUGCGGAUUUACGAGUCUUUGAGAGUUCAAUCAGUAGUCAGCUUCAAGAGGCUUCGUUAGAUGAGGAACGGUUUCUGAAACAAAAGUCAAAAGUUGAUUGGUUGAGUGCGGGGGAUAUGAACUCGGCAUUUUUUCAUUCAUCGCUGAAGCAUUACGAGAAAUUUUUUGGAUCUCAAGGCGAUAUUUCUCUUACUCCGGCUCCGGAUUUAUUCUCCAAAGUCCUUGAUCCUCAGGUUGCUACUCAUAUGAUUCGACAAAUUACGGUGGAAGAGGUGAAAAAGGCCAUAUUUUCUAUUGGUAUCGAUAAAGCGCCUGGUCCGGAUGGGUAUACAGCAGCAUUUUUUAAAAGUGCCUGGCCUAUUGUUGGUAAUGAUAUUACUAGUGCUAUUGUUGAUUUUUUUGAAACAGGAAACCUUCUUCGGGAAUUGAAUCACACGAAUAUUGUGCUCAUUCCGAAAAUUCCUACUCCGUCAGCUGUUACUAACUACCGUCCAAUUGCGUGCUGUAAUGUGUUAUACAAAUGUAUCAGUAAAAUUGUGGCGGACAGAAUAAAAGUUGCUCUAAAUGAUAUCGUUAGCAUUAAUCAAUCAGCGUUUGUGCCAGGACGAAGAAUAUCGGAUAAUAUUAUGCUGACUCAAGAAUUAAUGCAUAAUUACCAUAGACAUUCGGGCCUUCCAAGGUGUGCUUUUAAGGUUGACAUCCAGAAAGCUUAUGACACGGUUGACUGGGGUUUUCUAAAAAAUGCUUUGCUUGGUUUUGGGUUUCAUCGGAAGAUGGUUGAUUGGAUAAUGGUGUGUGUCUCGACGGCCUCUUUUUCUAUAUGUGUCAAUGGGACAGUGCAUGGCUUCUUUAAGGGCAAACGAGGGUUACGGCAAGGGGACCCAAUUUCUCCUUACCUCUUCACUUUGGUUAUGGAGGUUCUAACUUCCAUUCUGCAUCAUGCUGUUCGUAUCGAUUCUUCUUUUAGAUUUCAUAAUAAAUGCGAAAAACAGCAGAUUAUCAAUCUUUGUUUUGCCGAUGAUUUGUUUCUGUUUGCUAGAGGUGAAGUCAACUCAGCUCGGUGCAUUAUGACAUCCCUCGCAAAGUUCACUAAGAUGUCGGGGUUAGUGCCUAGUAAUCCAAAACGCACCAUUUUCUUUUGUAAUGUUACCAACCAUGUAAAAGAGUCUAUUCUGGAGCUUAUGCCUUUUGUGGAAGGAAAACUGCCGGUCAGAUAUUUAGGGGUCCCAUUGAUCUCUUCUAGGCUUGGUUAUAAUGAUUGUCGAGUGCUUGUGGAAAGACUAGAGAAACGUAUAACACAUUGGAGGAACAAGUUACUCUCUUUUGCGGGUCGGCUUCAGCUUAUUGUUUCGGUUCUAUCUUCCAUGCACAUCUAUUGGUCUUCUGUGUUUAUGUUACCGGCUAGGAUCAUUAAUGAGCUUGAAGCUUGUAUGCGUAACUUCUUAUGGUCCCAAGAGAGCUCGUAUUCUAAAGGCAAAGCUAAGGUUUCUUGGAAGGCUGUUUGCACGCCAAAAUAUGAAGGAGGUUUGGGCAUUAGACGCAUUGGGGAUAUGAACAAGGCUCUUAUGUCUAAUCACAUUUGGAGCAUUGUUUCGAAACGGGAGUCACUAUGGGUUGAAUGGGUGUAUAGCUACCGUCUUAAAGGCAAGAGUUUCUGGGUGUGUAAAACCCCUUCUAAUUGCUGUUGGUCUUGGAGAAAAUUGGCUCAGCUGAGGCCGCUCAUCAGAAAUCAUAUAUGGUCGGAGGUGGGAAAUGGUAUUAAAACUUCUGCUUGGUUCGACUAUUGGAGUGAUAUAGGUCCGCUCGGUAACUUUAUUUCGCCGAGAAACAUUUCGGAUGCUGAUUUCAUGAUGGACGAUACUGUGGCUAACAUUUAUUCGAAUGGUUCUUGGUCUUGGCCUAUGUCAUGGAGAGAUUUAUUUCCGGUUCUUAUCCAAUUGGAUCAGCUUCAUUUGGAUCCGUCAAAACCUGAUAGACUGCUAUGGAGAGAUGGCACCAAUAAAUCUGAGUUUUCUUCUUCGGGUGUUUGGCAUUCAAUUCGGCACAAAGAUCCAGAAGUUAAUUGGUGCAACAUUGUUUGGUUCUCGCAAUGUAUUCCCAGGCAUGCGUUUAUGAUGUGGUUGGUAAUGAAAGGUAAACUCUUGACACAAGAUAAAAUUUUAAAUUGGGAGUUGUCGUGGAGGAAGAAUAUGAAUAUGAUGUGUUGCCUGUUAUGCUACAAAAACGUUGACUCUCAUGCACAUUUAUUCUUUGAAUGCGAGUUCUCGUCUCAAGUGUGGCUGAUUAUUCGAAACAAGGCGGGUAUGGCUACGGUCAGGCCGAUAUGGGCUGAUAUUGUUGAUUGGUUGUUGGCUCGAGCUCGAUCUAAAGCGGCUGGGUUUUUUGUUGCGAAAAUUAUGGUGGCUGUUGCCUUAUAUUUCGUUUGGCAAGAAAGAAAUGCUAGACUUUUCAAAAAUCAACUGAGGCCUCCGGAGAAAAUCGGUGAAAUUAUAUUAUCAACGGUUAGGUACAAGCUGAUGGGAGCCAAGCUCAAGACUACUGCCAGAGUGCGAAGAUUGUUGGAGGAUUGGGAAAUUCAUAAGGGAAACGUGGACGAUGAUGGUGGCUGA